Molecule: messenger RNA, 6413 nt
Organism: Coregonus sp. 'balchen'
Lineage: Eukaryota; Metazoa; Chordata; Actinopteri; Salmoniformes; Salmonidae
Source: the annotation of a GenBank genome assembly
AUGGCAGACCAAGAGAACACUGAGGAGCCAGCAGCUCCUGCUGCUGAGGAGAGCACAGCCACUGACACGGUAAGAACACAUCCUUUUUUCUAAGAGUGUAUGCAUGUUCAGAAAUUACUUCUGAUUAUGUUUAAGUUAUAUUAUCCAUCCACAUGGUAAUUGUCAAGAGCUUUGGUUACAUGUCUAUGUUAGCUAUACACGUGGCUCUAUACUAUUGGUCGUUGAGUAGUAUAAGCGUUGUGUCAAUAUCCAUAUCAUCCCAUAGGCCCCUGAGGCCGAGCAGACAGACACAUGGAGGAUAGAGGUGGUGUCUGUGACUGAUGAGGACCUCCCGACCGUCGAUACCCCGACCACAUUGAAUGUCAGUCCCCUCGACAGCCCCAAUGACACCCCUCCACCCGACACUACCAAACCUGAACCCACCACUGAGCCCAAAGCCCCGCCCCCUGCCCCACCAAGUCCAGCCAUGCCAAUCACUAAGGUCCAGACUUUCAUGAAUGGUAAGAGACUGGGACUCCUCUACCUGUACAGUGGAGUGUGAAGUGUAAUAGGUAAGAGUUCACCAUUGUGGAUUAUAGUAUUCUAUGCCUACAUUUGAAUGAACAUGGAAAAAAGGGUUCCAAACUGGUUAUUUGCGGAGGGGGUUCUACCAAUAACCGUUUUGAUCAGAAGAACCCUUUUUGGAAGACGAGGGUUCUUUGUAAGGUAAAGGGUUCUAUCUGGAACCUUUAACAUCAUAUGAACCGUUUUUGGAAGAAAGGGUUCUUUGAUAAUUAUUUGGAAAGCAAGAAGGAUUAUUUGAAUGGCAAGAAGGGUUCUACAUAGAACCAUAUAUAAUAUUUCCCAUUAUGCUCAAUUGCAAGGACAUUUUCAGAAUAGUUUGUUUUACUGUAAUAUUUGUGUUUUUGCAUGUACAUUGAUUGGUUGAUACAUUUUAUGCUAUACAAAGAUAAAUAAUAUACAGUUUUCUAAUCUAAUCCAAUCUGUUAGUAAUUGGAUUUAUUGCACCUGUUACUGAGAUGGUUGUUCCAGUUUAGAUGAUUGAGGUAGUCUCAGUAUUCAGUCUUCCCUACCCUAGCAGUCAUUCUGAAUGCAGGUUGCGGGUGACUAACAAUUCCACUUUUUGGAUAUCCUAACUCUGGCUGGAUGCCAAUUACACGUCACUUUGCAAGGCAGCAUAAUGUGACUUGCAGGCCUGAUGUGGCCUGUAAACCAGGAUAUUCCUAACAUCACUGUGUUAGGGUAUAACUAGGACCUCAAAAAAAGGCCUUAUGAUAUAUGCAAUGUAUUGUAUUAAAUAAUUACAUUUUAAAGGCUUAUAAAGCUGGUGGAACCGUUUAUAGAGGGUUCUAGAAAGAACCCUCCAAAGAUAGAAUGGUUCUUGGUAGAACCCUUCAUAGAGGGUUCUAAGCAGAACCCUACAUAGAGUGAUUAGGUAAAACCAUAUACAGGGGGUUCUUUGAAGAACCCUACAUAGAGGGUUCUAGAUAGAACCAUCUGCAAAGGGUUCUACCCAGCACCAAAAAGAGUUCCCCUAUGGGGACAAACCGAAUAACCUUUUCUCUAAGAGUGUAGUGGUUGGCCCCGGAGAGGCUCUUUGAAUUCAAAAUUCCUUUGUCAUCCUUUGACAGAGGAUGAUCCCUCAGAGGAGAAAACGUGGUGUGGCCGGUUGGUGGCUCGCAGGAUGGAGCUGCUGAUUGGAGCAUCGGUCCUCAUGGUGGUCAUUCUCACGCUGGGCAUUGGGCUGGGAGGUGAGCACUAACGAACAUAGUCUUUUUGUAAUUAAUUCAUUAUACUGCUUCCCUCAGCUCUUUAAAUAAUUAAUUAACCCCUAUCCAGUGACGUGACUUACUUUAAUGUAUGACUGUUAUUUAUCGAAUUACCUAACUAUGUUUAAUUGUCACUCGAUUAAAUUAAUCAUGUAACAAUUAACUCAUUAGGAAUUUGGGGCCACACGGAAUACGUUUCUUAACGAGUUACCAUCGCCUGAAUUAAACUCCAAGAAGAUAUAUAUGUCAUAUAUCAAUAACAGUCACUUAUUAAAUAAUUACCUCUUAUCAGUCUCAUUUUGAACAUCGCAUAAUCCUUGAACCUGCAAGAACCCUAAUCUUAUUGAUGAAUCAGCAAUACACAAAUUGGCUUAAUUAUUUAUUUACCAACUAAAUAAUUACACAGAAUGCAAACACACACGCACACAUAGGUUAUUGAUUACUAAUGUAAUACAAUGAAAACAGGUCCCUAGUGGACUGGACUAACAAUAGCAUGAAUGCUUGGGUAGAAGGAGGGUUGGCUGAUUCAGAGAGAGGGGGGAAAGGAAGAGAUAAAGGAAUUCACCUAUCGGACAUUUCUUAACUACGCUCACGGAAAUACAAAUGCUUAGCACCUGCUCAUUCGGAUUAGAAAUGCAACAUGUAUUUAUGUGUAGCUGUCCUCGAUAGUUGAGUUGAUGACGUAGGACUCUGGUUUGCCCACCAGAGAUCCCAAUGUCUUUGGUAGAGUUUCUGGUCUUAGUGGUGGUUACAAUGGAUACUUCAGCGUACCCUGUAGUUCGUAGAGUUGAACUGUUAGAUAGAUACUUCGGAUGUACCAACGGUUGUCUGAGAGGGAUUGUCCUUCCCAACUCGUGUCUUUAAUGAAAGUUCUCUAGACGACUAUACAUGCCAGCUGCAGACUGAGAUGAUAAGGUCUAGUGCGUUGUCUUCUUCUCGUGUAGAGGUUGAGAGUUUCACCAUUUAGCCAUAUUCAGCUUACGCUGCCUGUUGGCUGGUCUGUAGUGUCAACCAUUUUAAGCUGUGGGGCUUCCUGGUCUAACCAUUUUAACCUGUGUAGCUUCAGCUUCACGCUUCCUGGUCUGGUAGAAAUUCAACAAUUUGCAACAUCCGGCUUAUACUGUAAUCUGUUUGGUCUUCCUUUGGUAAUGGAGUUGUUGUUUUAAACCAUUUUGUAUCACAUUGUUAUCUUCACAAAAGUAUUAUUAUACUUAAUCAUUUGUUUUAUACAACAAUUAGAUGCAAACCUCAUAACUGGGAAGUGUACAUCCCCCAGAGAUGCAGUUAUGUUGUUCCACCGUCUUUAAUGACAUCACAACAUAGUAACGAAUUUGACAUGAUUGUUCUUUAAGUCGCCACCGACCAUUUCCCACAUUCAUUGAAGUAUGAAUAUUGUUUCAUUAUCCACUUUUGGAUGUUGGAGUCUUGGCGGGAAGACUUCCUUUGUUUCACAGGGAAAUACCCUCUCCCAAUACUGCAUGGCAUGGAAAAGAGAGUUUAUGCAAGGAAUUUAUGACCGAUCAUAAAACAGGUCCCCAGGAGAGGGGGUGUUCAAACCUUUGCCUAGCCGGCAUCUUUGAUCCUCAGCCCAUGAGGGCAAGUCAUGACACCCAUUAUACAAUUUGGUUCCUGUCCUGCUUUAAAGUCAAUCAAUGCCUGGAACCCUGUUUGCACAGUAAAGACAGAAACAAAGUGUUGUUGUCUGGUGUCAGUUUACAAACAACAGCAUGUUAAGGUUUUUUUUCUGUCUCCACAGUGAGUCUGAGCUGUGUGGGGAAGUUCCGCUGUGGUACGUCCUCUCACUGCAUCAGUGGCUCAGCGCAAUGUGACGGGGUGAUGGACUGUGAGAAUGGGGAGGACGAGCUUAGCUGUGGUGAGCAGAGCUACUGUUUUAUCCCAACAUACACAAGGACAAGGACACAUUAGACUAUUGAGACGCAGCUGGUCAAGGGACUCAUUCAGUAGAAGCCUAUAUUCCUCACUCUCUCUACCAGUAUCUCUACUUCUGUCUCCUUCUCGACCUGACUGUUCGUACAGUGCGUUUGAGUGGAAAGAGCUCAGUGCUCCAGGUGCUGAGUGGAGGAGUGUGGAGGACUGUCUGCUCUGAAGACUGGAACCCUGCUCUGGGCCUUUCUGCCUGCAAGCAGCUGGGCUACUCCAGGUAUGACUAGGGUAUUUAACAUGAUAUGCGUUAUUGGCCUUCUUGAGCCCUCUUUUUCAUUGCCCUUGUGUGUUCCAGGAUAGAGCUUGCCUGGUGAUAAUAGAUGAGUUUUCGGAGGGUGUUUCUGAUUCAUUGGCAAUAAUCUAUUCUAUUCACCCCUCAGGUAUGUGGAGUCCCGCUCCCUCCCCCUCUCUGCUAUAGAGCAGGAUUUCCAGCAAAACCUGGUGUCAAUCAACCUGAGCCAGUCGGGCCAACAGGCCAUCAAGAUUCAUAACGCCGCCGGCCUCAGGUAGCCCACUGUCACCACAUCAGAACAAGAGAGAUGAUAGAGACGGAUGCUGUUUUGAGAAAACAUAAUUAUUUUGCUAUCAGUAUUCUGAGCAUCUCUGUCUUCUGCUCUCCCCUCGUCUUGCUCUCCCUUUCCUCUCUUUCUCCAGUAAGACUCAAUGCAGCUCAGAGACGGUGACCACAAUCAAAUGCCUGGGUGAGUGGAUAUUUAAGGAAAGUGGGAAACUAUACAUAAAGGUAAUAAUAUAAUUGUAAGUGCAUAUUGUGCAUGUGUCUGCAGAGUGCGGCUCCAGACCCCAGUUCAGCAGUCGUAUUGUUGGGGGUAAUGUAUCAGCACCGGGCCAGUUCCCCUGGCAGGUGAGCCUGCACUUCCAGAGCGAACACUUGUGUGGAGGCUCCGUCGUAGCAGACAGCUGGAUACUGACAGCUGCACACUGCGUGUAUGAGUGAGUCGAAAGAGAACAAACACAUACACACACACACAAACGCAUAAUCAUAUGACAAACACACACACAAUCCCACACAUCUCAUACUGUUCCUCCUUCCUCAGGUUUGCGUUCCCCACACUGUGGGCAGUGCAUGUAGGAUUGACAGAGCAGCCGGUGAAUGGGGCUCAGGCUCUGGCAGUACAGAAGAUUAUCUACCAUGGCCGCUACCGGCCCAAGGCCCUAGACUAUGACAUCGCUCUGAUGAAGCUGGCUGAGCCACUCACCUUUAACGGUAGGUAGGGACCCCUCUGUCUUUAGACAUACUGUACAUCUCUGAUCUCUCUCCAUUUGUCUUUAUGAAUGGAGGGAGGGACAUUUACAUUUACAUUUUAGUCAUUUAGCAGACGCUCUUAUCCAGAGCGACUUAAGUUAGUGAGUGCAUACAUUUUCAUACUGGCCCCCCCGUGGGAAACGAACCCACAACCCUGGAGUUGCAAGCGCCAUACUCUACCAACUGAGCUACAGGGGACGGAGGCAGGUGCACGGCUCAUAGUAUAUCCUAUGCUUUGUUUCUGUAACUCCUUUUUUUAUCCAUCUUAAUCAUCUCCCUCCAUCCCUCAUUUUUUCACACUUUCCACUCUUUCUUUUUACCCCAAUACACCCCCUCUUCUCUCUGGUCACCUGGCUGUCUCUCUCUCAGGUUUCCCGGGCUCUGACAGCGACAUGUCAUUAAGUGAAUGGUCUGUCUGUGGUUGAGGCCAUAAGGCUCACCCACACCCCUACUCUUGUUUUCCUGCAAUCCUGCAUCUCUACUCUAGCUCACUUUUCAUUAUUGAAUGCAUUGUUUUCUAGCCAUUUGUUAGUUGCCCAGGAAUAAGAAUCAGGUAAAUAGUAGAUUGUCUUAGUGAACUCUUACUUUAUCACUAUUUUAAACCCAGGUGUUUCUGGGAAGUGUAGUUUGUUUCUCUGACCCGUCCUCCCUUCCUGCUCCAGGUCUAGUGGAGCCCAUCUGCCUACCUAACUUUGGGGAGGACUUUGAGGACGGGACCAUGUGCUGGAUCUCAGGCUGGGGGGCCACUUCAGAAGGGGGCGAGUCUAGGCUGUUAAGCAUCUCACAUGCUGUUCCUCUAUUCACACAAGUAGUCAGUCUAGGAGUCAUAGAGUUUUAAAAUGUUUUUCUUUGUAAAUGUAUACUUUGUCUGAAUGUAGUCUGCUCUUUGCCAGGAGAAGCUAGUGAUUCGUUGCUCUCUGCCCGGGUCCCACUCAUCUCCGCUAAGGCGUGCAGCGCGCCUGGGGUCUACCAGGGCUACAUCUCCCCUGGGAUGAUCUGUGCAGGUUACCUGGAGGGAGGAACAGACUCCUGCCAGGUACUGUAAGCUGAUGGUGGUGAGCCUUAGUACAGAGUGAGACCUUUUGUGAUUGUGUAAGUCUACAUGUGUUAAAUAUAUAUAUGCUGAUAUGUUUUCACUGCUGGUAAAAUGUUAGCUGUGUCUAGGGCCUUUCUGUGAGAGCCUGGGGUUUUACUGUUGUGUUUGUGGCCCCCAGGGGGACAGCGGGGGACCUCUGGCAUGCGAGGACUCAGUGUGGAAGCUGGUGGGGGCCACUAGCUGGGGCCAGGGCUGUGCUGAUAGGAACAAGCCUGGGGUGUACACCCGCGUCACCCAGUCCCUCAAGUGGAUCCACCAACAGAUGGAGGUUAGGAAAGGGAGCAGGAGUUGGGGAUUGGGGCUGGCAGGGAUUGAUGAACAAGUAUUUGAGGGUUUAUGA